AUGCCCCCAAAGGGGGUAGCUGCAUUCAGGCAUUGGCUUAAACACAAAGAUACAUAUGGUCCCGUGAGCAGCGUCAGCGUCCUGGGGCAACCUCUCAUCCUUAUUCAUGACCGCGAGGCAGCGCACUACCUUUUCGACAAGUCAUCAGGAAAAUCCUCGGGACGCCCAUCAGCCAACUUUGGAGGUAGAUUGUGCGGUUUUGACCAGAUUUUGAGUCUUCAGCAAUAUGGGGAUACCUUCAAGCGUCAUCGCAAAUUGGUACACCGGCAGAUGGGCACGAGGGCGGGAGCUGCAAAGUUUCGCCAGAUCCAAGAUGUAGAAUCACAUCGAUUUCUGCUGCGCUCUCUUGAUAAUCCUGAUCCUUUAGUGCAUUUGGUCGAGUUUAUGGUGGAAGGUAUCAGUAUCGUGGUUGUCCCAAUGAAAUUCGUGGUAGACUUUCUUCCAUGGCUCGAGUACAUCCCGGAAUGCCUACCAGGCAUGUCUUUCAAAGCCCGAGCUCGCCGAUGGAGAACUAUACUGAACAACACUAUCGAGGCUCCUUAUCAAUUUGUCCGACAGCAAAUGGCCAAGGGGAUCCAGUUCGAAUCAUAUGUAUCCUCCCUCCUCACACAAGAAAAGCUAAAAGGUGGAAACGACACAUUGGACGAGACAUACGAGGCUGAUAUCAAGCGCACGGCUGCGAUAAUGUAUGCUGGUGGGGCCGACACAACAGUGUCGACUAUUCAGAGCUUUGUCUUAGCUAUGAUGGUUUACCCAGAGGUCCUCAAGAAAGCCCAAGCUGAGAUUGACAAUGUCAUUGGUCCUGACAGACUGCCAGGAUUCGAAGAUCGAGAGAACUUGCCAUAUAUCAAUAGCAUGGUCAAGGAGUCACUCCGAUGGAUGCCGGCCGUGCCAAUGGGCGCAGCCCACAAGGCCGACGAUGACAUCUACUAUGGAGACCUAUGCAUUCCAAAGGGAUCAUUUCUACUGCCCAAUGUAUGGUGGUUCCUCCACAACCCAGAAACCUAUCAAGACCCGGAACGCUAUGACCCUGAUCGGUAUCUCGAACCCCGAAAUGAACCGGAUCCAGAUAGCAACUGUUGGGGAUAUGGUCGUCGCAUCUGUCCUGGUAGAUUGCUGGCCGAUGAGAGUAUUUUUAUUGUCAUCGCUCGUGUUGUAGCAGCAUUUGACAUCGAAAAGGAUGUCGAUGAACAAGGAAACACCAUAGAGCCCAAGGUAGAGUUCACGACGGAGGGGGCAUUGAGUCGCCCUGUCGACUACCCUUACAGGAUCAAGCCAAGGAAUGCAAAGUGUGUGGACCUGAUUAGAGCUGUGGAGAAGGAACAUCCAUGGGACAAGGGUGACGCCAGUCUUCUCCAGCAGGAUAUGGUCGUACUGUGA
Molecule: messenger RNA, 1380 nt
Organism: Fusarium graminearum PH-1
Lineage: Eukaryota; Fungi; Ascomycota; Sordariomycetes; Hypocreales; Nectriaceae
Exons: 2
Coding region: 1-1380 (459 amino acids)
Molecular function (GO): monooxygenase activity; oxidoreductase activity, acting on paired donors, with incorporation or reduction of molecular oxygen; heme binding
Source: RefSeq, a predicted model, not a curated record